Messenger RNA from Plasmodium malariae, 21471 nucleotides. Its product is annotated as conserved Plasmodium protein, unknown function. The record is from RefSeq and is a predicted model, not a curated record. Gene Ontology annotation, biological process: cilium movement; axonemal central apparatus assembly. Gene Ontology annotation, cellular component: axoneme. Lineage: Eukaryota; Apicomplexa; Aconoidasida; Haemosporida; Plasmodiidae. Bases 1 to 21471 code for a protein of 7156 amino acids. The transcript has 14 exons.
AUGGAAGAGUUAAAAAGCAAUGCAAUGAAUAGAAAUAAACAGGAAAUGUAUGAUAACAAUGAAGAAUAUUUCAAAUUUAAUGAAGAAGAGGAAAAUGCAUUUUUCCUCAAACCAACGGAAUUUGUUCAAAAUAGAGAAAAAAUAUUAAAAGAAUUUGUUUCAAAAAAAUAUGAUGAUAUAAUAAAAAAGAAUAUUCUAAAGGAGAAUAUUGCAUGCACCUAUUUUCAGGUGAUUCCAAAUAUCGUCACUUUUACAACUUAUGAUCCUUUCAAAAAAUACGAAAGGAUAGUAUCUCUAAAAAAUAUUGAUAAAAAUGCGAGAUAUUUUAAGCUUGAAUUAGAAGAAAAUGAUAUCUUCAAAAUAUCGUACAUAUCAGACAAAAAAAAAAAGAUCGCACCGGGUAUGAUAUUUAGCUUUAAGGUAGAGUUUUAUCCUAAAUCCUACGAGAAUUACGAAUAUGACCUUCAGAUAUACUCAGAAAAUAAAUCUUUUACUUUGCCUAUACGGUGCAUAAAUGAUGAAAUAAUUUUGGAUGUACAAGAUGAAAUAAUAAUAGGUGAAACACCUAUAUAUAUGAAGAGUGAAAAAAAUAUCACAAUAAAAAAUAUAGGAAAAUAUGAAAAUAAAUUUCAACUUACAUUAAAUCCUCCUUUUUAUGUUAAUUCCUAUAUGGAUAUGCUUAAGGAAGGGGAAAUAACACAAAUUAAGAUUAUGUUCAUCCCGGUAGAAAACAAAACCUAUGAAGAUUACAUGAUAAUAAAUUACGAAAAUGGCAUAAGCACUUAUACAAAAAUACAAGGGAAAGGAAUUGUAGCGGAUGUGUAUAUAAAAGAUAAGGAAAUUACAGCUGAUGAUAUUUACAUUAAUACGUCCAAAGAAAUUAGCAUAUUCAUUAAAAACUUGUCCUUUUUUUUGCUAACAUACAAUUUAGUAAAAUAUCGCGUCUAUGAAUGUAAAUAUGACAACUCUUCAUCCGAUAUAAUAGAUGUAAACUUCGAGGAAGAUCAUAAAAUUAUCGAAAAGAUAUUUAUUUCGGACAAUGAAUUGUUGGACAGAAAUAUAAUAGAAAAUGAACUGUAUAAAAAUAGUGCGGAUUAUGAAUGUGAAGACACUUAUACCAGUAGCACCAGUCCAAGCGAAAAACGGGAUGAAGACAAAUUAACCGAUAAUGAGAUCCUUAAUAUUGAUUUAGGGGAAAAAGAUAAAGAUAAAUAUAAUAAUUAUGAUAAAGAUAUUGAUAUAUAUAAUGAUAAAUAUAAUGAUAAGGAUAGAAGUGAAGAAAUAGAAUACGAGCAAGAAUAUGUUAAUGAGUUGUAUGAGUCAAAAGAUGAUAUACAUAAUUUUCAGUAUUCUGAUAAUUCUUCUUAUAAUAAAUAUACAAAAAAAAAAAUUAUGGACGUUUACCCAAAAUACAAAAAGUUGUACAGUGACACUGAUGAAACUAUAACUGUUUCUAUAUGUCCUUCCUUUGCAUCGUUUUUUAAAAUAGUACUAUUUUUAUUUAUAAAAGGAUACAAGAAAGAAGAAAAAAUUGUUAUAUACUUAAAGAGUAUUGCACCUGAAAUUAUUAUAUCAAAUAGGUUACAAAAAAUUGAUAAUAUUCUUAUAAACACUUUCAAGACAUUAUCUUUUGAGCUAAUAAAUAACAGUCAAUACGAUAUUCCAGUCAAAGUAGAAAAAAUAGAGGAUAAAUACAAUGAAUUACACAUGGAAAGUAGUAAAUUUAUAAUACUUAAAAAUUCAAAAUAUAUAUUUAAAAUAAUUUAUGUGGCAAAAAUAAAUGGAUAUUCUGAAAAAGUAUUUGUAAUUCAUCAGAAAUGUACAAAAGUUAUAAAUAAAUUAUAUAUAAUAAGUAACUGCCUAUAUCCAGAUAUUGUUUUCGAUGUAGAACAAAUAAACUUUAACCAAGUAUCUCAUAGUUUUGAAUACGAAAAUUCGUUCCAUAUAACUAACAAUUCAGACUUAAUUGUAAAUUAUUCUUUUAAAAUAUCUGAUGAAUUGAAAGAUCAAAUAAAAAUUUUGAACAACUGUAAUAAGUUAGAAAAGUUUGGAAAAGAAAAAAUUACGAUAAUGUUUUGUCCCAAAAAUAUAGGAACCUAUCUUUGUAAUAUUGAAUUUUUUUUAAAUGAAAUUAAAACAUAUAAAAAGAUUAUACCAUUUUAUGCUAUAUGCUGCAAACCUGAGGUUGAAUGUUACCCAGUUUUUUUGAAUAUAGAUCCAAUGAUCAUAGACAAAAAAUACACAGAACAAGUUAAAAUCAUGAAUAAUUCUGAAGAUACCGAUGUAAAGUAUGAAUUAAUUUUAGAUGAAGAAAUAUAUGAUAUCUGUGAUUUAGAAGUUUCGGAUUCAAAAGGAAUUAUAAAAAGAAAAAAUUUUACAUUUCUAGAUAUUUGUAUAAAAAGCAAAAUAAUAGGUUACAUACUGAUAGUUGUUAAAAUAAAAAUAUCAGGUUAUGAGGAUCUAUUAUUUUUAAAUAUAAAAGGUUGUUGUACAUGUCCUACUAUAAAAAUUAUUCCCAGUAUUAUUGAUUUUGAAAAAUGCAAUUGCUUAGAUGUAAAAGAAAAAAUUAUUGAAAUCAAAAAUGAAAGUCCCAUUAACGCCUUUAUUAGUCUCUCAAACGAAUUACCGAUUUUCAACUAUUCGGCUAAUAACUUUUAUAUUGAGCCAUAUGAUUCAGUUUUUGUUCAUAUAUAUGGAAGAUGCUUAGAAACUACAUUAUAUAAUGAUUUGUUGAGGGUGAACGUUCACCGUAAAGAAGAUAUUAUUAUUCCUAUCAAGGCUCAAGGAAUAGGAUCUCCAAUAUUAAUAACCGAAAGUUGCAUAGACUUCGAUGUUAUUCACACAAACAAAAAAUAUUUCCACGAGCUUAUUAUUUUCAAUAAGGGAACAAAUGAAAGAAACAUAUAUUUCCUUUUUGAGUCUGAAAAAAAAAAAAAGAAAAAAAACGAACAUGCUGAAAUAUUUAAUGUUACCCCAAAAAAUUUGUGCAUAAAAGGGGAGGGUGAAACAGUUUGUAUUUUGAGCGCUUUUAAUAGUAAAGAAGAAAAAUGUGAAGACAUUCUUUAUAUAUAUGAAAAUACCAUAAACAAGAAAAAGGUAUCUAAUAAUUUUAAGAAAAUAAAUAUAGCAGCAUCCUUUGUUUAUCCAGAAGUGGAAAUAUGCGAUAUUGCAAAGUUUGUGUUCAAUUUUCAUGAGCAAGUUGAAAAGGGAAUCAAUGAAGGAGCAGAGAAAGAUAAAGAGAAUGAUGGAAUAGAAGAAAAGAUUAAACAUAUGAAGGAUAUAAACAAAUUAAUGCAAGAGAUUGAAAUAAAGAAUUUAAAAAAUGCAAACAUAAAGUUUAUAUUAUCCACGAAAAAACCAUUUUUUGUUGAGUCUGAUGUGAUUGAACUAAGAAGUAAGGAAAAAAAAAAAAUUGCUUUAUUUUUUGAUAUCGAUUUUUUGAAUAAUAAAAUGAAUAAUAAAUAUCACGAGAAUUUAAUUGUUAACUUUUUUGAGAAUAGUAAAAGACAAAAAUAUGAAAUAAGUGGUGAGACUGUUUAUCCUAAUAUUGUUAUGAACAAAACUUUUAUAGAUUUCCAGUAUAUUUUAAAAAAUCUAUACGCACAAGAAACAGUAGAAAUAAAAAAUGUGUGCAAUUUUAAAGUGUACUUUAAGUGGUUCUUUGAAGAAAAUAAUAUUUAUAAAAAUUUUAGUGAAGUUUUUAAUAUACAUCCAAAUAGAGGUUAUCUAUUACCACAAGAAAAGAAAAUUAUAACAAUUACAUACAAUAGUAUUAAUGAAAAUUAUUACAACAUUAAUAUAUUAUGUCACAUUAAAAACGGUCCUAUGUACACUUUGAAAUUAAUUGCUGGGUAUUCUGAUAUUAAAUACAAAAUAAAUAAAAAAGAAUUAAACUAUAAUAUUCAUUAUAAGUCUAUCGGGGAAGACUUCUUAACAAUACAUAAUACAGGGAAAAUCAAAUUAUUUAUUGAAAUUUUAUAUAAUAUAAAAUUACCCUCUUUACUAUAUACAAAUAUAAAUAAUUUUUUUAUUGAACCAAACAAUAGUAAAGACAUUAUUUUUUAUUUUAUACCUGGAAUCCCAUUAAACUUAAAUGGGAAGGUUUUAAUAAAGAUUUGUAACUUUGAAGAAAUUGAAAUAAAAUUAUAUUCGAAUAGCUACUGUAAUAUAUUGCAUUUAAACAUAGAUGAUGAUACUGAUAAUAUUGUGCAUACAGGCAAAAGUGAAAUAAUGGAUGGUGUACAUUAUUCAUCAGAAGAUGGUGAACAGCGAGUACAGUCUAUUAUCAGUGAUACUCGAAGUGACAAAUUUAAACAUAUAGAAAAUUUAAUAAACAAUAGUUUAUUAUUUACUGACGAAAAUAUAUACUAUGAAAACCAGAGGGAAAUAUUAAUUAAAAAGUUAAAAAAAAUGUAUACGAAUAUUUUUUUAUCACUUAAAGCAUAUAUUGAAGAUAUAUUAGAUGAAUAUUUCAACCUUUCGUGUAAAAAUAACAACAAUUUAUCAGAAGUAGACUUUGGGCUUGAUAAAAUACCCAAAGAAAACAUAUUAUUAGAUGAAAAUGGUACCUUUUCUAAUACUAAUGCAAGUGAAAUAGAUUCAUCUAGUAACCCAAAACAAACAUACAAUAUGAUAAGCAUCCUAAAAAAUUAUUGUCCAAAAAAUAAUAGUACACGCUUUAUCGAUUUGCUGAGAUCCUUUAUUCUGAACCAAAAAGACGACAACUACAUUUUGAGUAGUUUUUCAAGGCUGAAAAAAUUAGUAAAUUUUGAAAAGGUAUCAUGUUUCUACUAUAUAAGCAAUGAGCUCAUUUUAAAAUAUCUGAAGAGGGUAAUUUUAGAAAGCAACAUAGAAUUGAAGGCAUUUUCCUUAAAUAUAGGAAAUUUGAUAAUUAACGAAAAGAAAGAGAGUGUUAUUAACGUAAUAAAUGUAAGCCAUGAUAAAAUAAUAGUAAGUUAUAAUUUGAAAAACCUUGAAACUAAGGAUAUAAGAUUAACUUAUGAGCAAAAUGAAAUAAAUAGAAAUGAUUCCAUUAAUUUUAAAAUUGUAAUACAAAAGAAUUCUACAAAUGAAAAUGUAUUUUUUGAGAAAGCAUUUUUAUGUCUACAUGAUAAUAAUUAUUACACUAUUAAUAUUAAAUUUAAUUAUAUCAUACCUGACAUACUACUAUAUUACAGACAAAUGUAUUUUGAAAAAACGGAAAUAAAGAAUUGUCUGUGUAAAAUAAAUAGAUUAAUAAAUGCAAAAGAUGUUAAUAUUAAAUUCAAAAUAAAAAAUAUCAUAUUUUAUAAUAAAAAAUUAGAAUAUUAUCAUUUAAAAAAAAAACCUCAAAUAUUCGUAUAUCCUACUAAAGGGAUAAUUAAAAAGAAUUUUUAUUUAGAUAUUAGAAUAUUUUUUGAACCAUCAAAUGAAUAUAAAAAUGCAAAAAUAGAUAUUGAAAUUUUUAUUUACCAUUCUAAUUUUACAAAAACUAUAGAAGUUUACUUAAAUAGUGUAAGAGACCGAGUGCAGGUCGAUCCAUGUGAUAUAAUAGUUGAGCCACUUUUAUUUAAUAGUGGAGAGGUAUACAAAACAUUGAAAAUAAUUAAUUUAAGUGAUUAUUCCAAAUAUUUGUACAUAUAUAAAGUAGAUAAUUAUUAUAAGUACUUAGAAAGCUUUAUAUAUGAUCUUCUGAUGAUUCAUAAACAAUUAUACAUUGAAAAAAAUCAUGAAAAGGAUUUAUUUUAUAGCAACUUGGUAUAUUACUUAAUAGACUUGUAUAAAAAAAAAAUUGAAGAUAUACGAAAUAAUGGUAAAAUUGGAGACUUUAUAAAUGAUAAUGUUACUAUUCAUAAAAUAUGCGAUCAGAACAAUCAGGAUAAAAAACCACAAGUUCAAGUAACGAAAGAGAAUAAAGAAGAGAGCUAUACGAUAGAUUAUGGCAUCAAAAAAGACUUGAAAAAAAGCGAAUUUCGUGAAUGCAUAAAUGCAAAUAAGGACAGCAACAAAGGGGAAAAGGACAAAGAUAAAAGAAGGAAGAAAAAUGAUUUAGGAGAAUGGGAUAAGACUGAAGAAGAAAAAGACAAAAAUAAAGGCAAUAAAUGGAAAAUUAAAGGUGAUUGGGACAAAAAGGAAGGUGAUAAGGACAAAGAGAAAGAUGAAAAAGUACAGAAAUAUCAAAGAGAUGAAUUAACAAAAAAGAAGAAACAUAUUGAACUUUUAACAGAUUUUAAACCUUUAGAAAAACACGACUCAAAUGAAUCAGCUAUAGAAUCAGAAUAUCAACAAAAAAGUAUAAUAAUUUUAGAAAAUAAAAUUAAGAUAUUAGAGGAGCUAAUUAGGAGAAACGAAAAUAAGUACAAUUAUUUUGAAGAAUAUUUAAAAAUAAUAAAGACAAAAAAUAAAGUAAAAGAAAAUUACUUGGUGUUAUGUCCUAAAUAUAUCAAUCAUAAAAAAAUUGGGAGCUAUUUACUUAACAACGGUGCUUUGCAUUUUUCAAAAAAACGAGAAACUAAUAAGGGGUUUCAAUACGAUGACAACAGCCUUUUAACAAUCAGUAAAAUAAUUCAUUGGUGCAAUGAAAUUAAUGAGAAGGAUAGUAAUUAUCCGUUUAAUGUAAAGAACAGUUUUGUUCAUUAUAUAAUGCACGAAAAAAAUAUUAAUAGAAAUAAAUAUUCUUAUAAAAAAAUUAGGAUAUCUAAUAGAAAUAUGGAUGAUAUAUUGGGGAAUGUUGAACACACGAAAAAUUGUACAUAUAGCUAUGAAAACAACUUAGAUUACUAUAUUAGUGAAAUGUUAAAUAUGAGAGAAAAAAAGAAGGAAGGGUGUGAGGAAGGGAAUGAUAAUGAGAAGAAGGAAGCGAAGGAGGAAGUGAUUGAGGAAGAGAACGAGGAAGAGGAUGAAUUACACGAUCAUGUGAAUGAUAAAAAAAAAAAGAAUAAAGCUCCAAAUGAAAUUUUUAAAAAUGAAGAUACAGACGAAGAACGCACAAAUAAUGAAAAUAAAGCAAUACAGCCCCAAAAGGACAAUAUAGGUGAUAAGGGAAAAAAUGAGAAAUUGAUAUAUAUUUAUAAAAAUCAAUUUAAAAGAAAAUUAAAUAUAAGUAAGAUAAAACCAAAAAUAGAUAAUAAACAAAUAACGUAUAUAAAUAAAAAGGAAAAUAAUUAUAUAAAUGGUAAAAGACAAAAUCAACAAACUAGCAGCACAUAUGAUGAAAAAAUUUUUUUUAACAAGUAUAAUUUAAAAUAUAAAUUUGAGUACAUAAACUACUUUUUUCAUUUUGCACUUUUAAAUGAUGAAGCAUUUAUGAAUGAUGUUAGAUCAUUUUUAAAAUUAUCUAUGACAGAAAAAAAAAAGAACAAAAGCGAGAAUACUAUAAAAAAAAAAAAUAAUUUCACCAGCUUAUUUGAAAAGAUUCUAAAGAAAAUACUACUUUCCCCGUUAUAUAUUAAUGGUGUUGUCUUUUUUUUUAAAAAAAAUGAUUAUAUAAAUUCUGAACAAUUUUUUAGAACAUUUCUGAAAAUAAAAUUAGAUGAGAAUAUUAAUAUAAUAUAUUUGAAUCCAAUAGAGAGUUAUGAAGAAUUUUUCAAUACGUCUAAUUUUUCAGAUAGAAAAAAAGAAAAUGAAUGCCUAAAAACAAGCGCGGAACAUGAAACAGAAGAAGAACAAAACGGUAAAAAGUGGAAAGAGACAAACCACAAGAAGGGAAAGGAAACAAAUGAUAAAAAAAAGAAUGGAGCAAAUGACGGAAAGGCAAAUGACUUAAUUGAUGCGCAAAGGAUUAAAUAUUUUUAUGAAAACCUAAUAAGAAAAUAUCAAGAAAAGAUUGAACGUAAAUUGAAAGAAAAAGAGAAAAUUGAAAAAACAAUAGAAUCAUUAAAUAUAAAUGUAAAUACUAAUGAAUCUCCAACAAAUUUAUAUUAUGUUCAUAAUAAUGAAAAGAAGAAAAAAGACAUGGACGUAAUAAAAGGAAAGAAAGAAUUAAAAGGGCAGACUGAAAAUAUAGUUCAUAACGAAAAAUUAGAAGAGAAUGAAUCAUCAGUAGUCCUAACUGAGACAGAUAUAUCUAGGGGAUUUUUUAAAAAUGCUGAAAAAUUAGAAUGUGGCAAAGAUAAUGAAAUAUUUGAUGAGAAUAACAUAAAUGUUAGAGAAUAUUUAGAUGAUAGGGAAUGCCAUACUUAUAACUCUGUAGAAAAGUUAUAUGAAAAAAUUAUAAUUAACAAAAAAAAAAAUAAUUUGAAUAAGCAAGUAAUUAGCGAAUUAAACAUGUUUUGUGUCAAAAGAAAUGAAAAAAUUGACAUUAAAAUUAUUAAAUAUAAUAAAAAGGUGAACAAAAUAAAUAAUUAUUUGAAAACUAAUAAUUAUGUGGAUUUUGUAGGAUUUUACAAAGAGUUAAAAAUAAUAUUACACGUUUUAUUGAAACAAUAUUUAAUAAAAGGAAAUAAUUAUUCUUCCAAACUUUUUAGUCCUUUUGAGUCUAGUGAUGUUACAAUAGAUACUAUACAAAAUGAGAGGGAGCAUGAAUAUAAUAUAUUAGAAAGUGGAAGGGAAGAGGGAGAAAAGGAAGAAAAAAAAAACAAUACCUUCCUCAAAAGUAUACGUAUUGAGCUUAGUGAUAAAUAUAUCGAGAAAAUAUAUGAACAUGAUAUAGAUAUAGCAAAUGUAGAUGGAAAAGAAAUUGAUAAUAUGAUGACAUGUACAGAAAAAAAACAAAAUGAUAAUUGUAUCAUAGAGGGGGGAGAUAAUAUAAAAAUAGUGUCCAAUGAAAAAAUAUAUAAUAUACUUAGCUCACAUGAUAUUAAAAAAACAUAUGCGGAAGUAACCAAUAAAAGGGAAAAAUUACGUGAAAAAAUGCUAGACGAAAAGGAUUACAAUGUACCUAUGACAUUAAGCAGAAAUAUUACAGUUAGCCACUUGGAUGUUAAUAAAAAAGGGGGAGAUGUAAAAACUGUUAUGUAUAAAAAUGAUGAACUGAAGAAGUACUUAAAACAAAGUUUUGUGCAUGUAAACUUUCUAUAUUUUUUUAUAAAUGAGGAAGUAUGUUUUAGAAAAUGGGACAUCCUUAAUAUUAUUUCCAAUUUUAUACAAGAAAAAUAUAGGAAUAUAAAGACAUGUGCAUAUUUUUUUGAUAUUCCGGAAUCAAAAAUUUAUGACACUUUCAACUUGAGAAGUUUUAUUCAAACGAAAAAAAAUUUAGAAAAGUGGAAAAACAAUUUUUACAUUAACGAUGAGAUGGAAGAAAUAGAGCAAGGUGUGAAAAAAGGAGGAGAGAAGGGUGAAGAAUAUAGAGAGAACGAGAACAGAAAUAGACAAAUGGAAUUGUGUGAAAACCCCACAAUAGAAGGUGGCAUACACCAUGAACAGAAAGUAACAGAAAAUGCAGAUAUAAAAAAUGACAUGACGACUGGUAAAGGUAAAAAAAAAAAAAAAAGUGGAAAGAAGAAAGAUAGGGAAAAAGAGGAGAAAGCAAAAAGAGAAAAAGGGAAAAACAUAAAAGAGAAGGACGAAGUAGAAAAAGAGAAAGGAAUGAAGGACGAAAGAGAAAAGGGUGAAACAGAAAAAGACGAAGGGCAGAAGGGCGAAACAGAAAAAGACGAAGGGCAGAAGGACGAAAUAGAAAAGGAUGAAACAGAAAAAGACGAAGGGCAGAAGGACGAAAGAGAAAAGGGCGAAACAGAAAAAGACGAAGGGCAGAAGGACGAAAUAGAAAAGGAUGAAAUGGAAAAAAGAAAAAAAGAGAAAGACAAAAAAGACAAAGAUAAUGUAAAUAAAAGUGAUUAUGAGAAAGAAGGAGAAAAGCACAAAAGUAGGGAGAAAAGUAAGAAGGAGAAAGGGAACGAGAAAAAUAUCGAACAUGAAAAAGAUAAGGAGAUGAAGAAAGAAAGAGGAAAAGAAGAAAUAAAGGAAAGUGAAAAGGGUUGCAAAGACGAAAGGGUAAAGAAAGAGGAAGAGGGAAAAAAGAAGAAAAGAACAGAAAAGAAGGGGAAGGAAAAGGAAGAAAAUAAGGAGAAAGAGAAGGCAGAGAAAGCAGAAAAGGCAGAAAAGGAGAAAAGGGAAAAGAGAAGGAACGAGGUCGAGAAAAAGGAUAACAAAGGAAAAAUAGAAAGGGAUGAAAAAAUAAAUAAAGAAAAGGAAACAAUAAACCAUAAACAAAAUGAAACGAAAGUACAAAUGGAGGAAGGAAAAAAAAAUAAAAGGCAAAAAGGAGCUAGAGAAAAGGAGGAAAAAAGGAAGAAAGAUAACACUGAUGAAGUAAAAGACAAUGAAAAGAAGAAAACGGAUGAAGUAUUUCAAGAUACAAAAGAAGUGAAAAAUAAAAAAGAAAAAUAUGAAAAUAAGAAUUCAGAAAGAAAAGAAAGCUAUAAAAAAAAAAGUAUAACGAAUGAAUAUACAACAAAAAUUCAAAAAUAUAAUAUUAAUGAAAAGGAGGUAGAAGAAGAAGUAUACUUUGAAGAAUUAGAAAAAAAGAAAUAUGAAAUAAAGGAUGAAUACGAUUACAUGUUUUAUAAUGUUUGUAAUUCGUAUAAUAAAAAUGAAUUAAUUGGCAAUGUACAAAAAAAUAAUGAUCAGAAUAUAAUUGAAUUUUUACAAAUUGACACAUCGUAUGAUAAAAAGGAUGAAAUCAGGUAUAAAAAUUUAACUCAUGUAAUGCUAGAGAAAAAUAACUACAUAGAAUUGUAUAUAAAAAUUAAUACAUGUAAAAUAAUAAACUUAAGAAAAUAUAUAUGCUUAAUAGAUAUGCUUGGUAAUUAUCAUUUUUUAAAUGUACAUAUUGUAAUUGACAAGCCUAAAAUAUAUUCUAAUCCCUACUUCAUAUUUACAAACAGCGUGUCUAUAAGUAAUAAUAAAACUAAUUGUUUUAUACUAAUCAAAAAAUUGUACAACUUUGAUAAAGUUUUAAUUGGAAGAACUUUGCCUAUGUUUAAAAAUAUUAUACAAUCAGAACUGACAGAACACUGCGAAAAAUAUCUGUUAGAUUACUUAAUAAAUUUUGAGGGUAUAAAUUCCUCUAAACGUAAGGCAACUAAAUUUAUAGCAGAUAAAUUUAAAGUGGAUAAAUUUAAGGUGAAAAAAAUUAACAUAACAAAAUUUAAGGUGGAUAAAUUAAAGGCAGAAAACUCGGCUACUAUAAAUGUCUUGAAUUAUAGUGAAAAGGGGAAAAGUACAACAAAGUACAUGGAUGUGCUAAAAAAGGAUGCCCCAUUAAAUAUUGAUAUAUAUAAACAUUUGUAUAAACAUAUUCAGGUUUUGAACUUAUAUAAUUCCUCCUAUUUUGACUGUUUUGUUGAACUUUCUUUUGAAAAUAUGUCUUAUAAUAGUUGUAAUAAUCUUACGACUAAUGAUAGGAGCAGUAGUGAUCAAAACUUUCUAAUACAUAAUGAUUUUUAUGUAUAUCCUAGCAAAUUUUUUGUCUUAUCAAAGAAAUGUAAGAAAAUUAUAAUUUUAUUUUUACCUAGGAAUACUAAUUCUUUUUUUGAAAAAUUAUUAUUGUCUAUAUAUUCCAUAAAAAAUGAAAUUAACGAUGGAAAUAGUAAAAAAGACUCCAUUUGUAAAAAUAACAAGAAAACAGAUAUAAUUAGUACUACAAUUAACGAAAACAGUUCAAUACUUCCAUAUGAUAAUUUGUUCUAUAACAACAUAGAUAUAUCAAAUAAAAAAAUUGGUAAUAAUAUAUAUGACAUAUUUUCUUUAUGUUUAAAGGGAGAAGGAAUAAAAUGCUCCCUAAAAAUUGAUCAGAAUUACUUAAAUUUUCAUAAAGUUCUUUUAUAUUCUAUUCAGAGAAAAACAGUGGAAAUUAAAAACAAUAAUUACUGUGAUAUUAUAUGGUUUAUUGAUUCUAACGAUUUGAAGGAUAAUUUGUUGUUGCAUAUAAAUCCAGUGAGAGGAAGCUUAUUAAAAAAUGAAAAAAAAAUAAUCACAAUUACUGUGAAUACAAAUAAUGUUAAUAUAAUUAAAAAAAAUAUCAAAAUUAAUUAUGUUGAAAAUAAAUUACCUAAAAAUGAUAAUGAGAAGAAAAUUAUUUAUUUCACUCCUAUAACUGUUGAAGCGGAAAUUUGUAAAUCGUUCAUUCAGGUAGACGUUGAUAUGUUAGAUGAAAAUGAAGACGAAAAAUUCGUUUCCUUAGUAGACUAUGAUAAAAUUAGUGGUGAAAAGGAAAAACUGAAAAAUGACAAUAUUUCUAAAAGUAUUAUUUCACUAAAAAGUAGUAAACUUACACAUUCAAAUAAUACCUUAAGUGAUGUUAUAGAAAAAGAUAUUAACUUCAAACAUGUGCAAGUAAAUAAAACGAAAAGUUGUUUAUUUAAAAUAAAAAACACAGGAAAGGUUAAAAUAUCCUUUUUUGUAGAAUUAAAUGAUGAGUCUUUUUUAAAUUUUAUAAGUAUUGAUAAAGUUAGCGAUACCAUAAAUUCAAAUGAAAUGAAAAAUAUUAAACUAAAAUUACGGUCAUGUAAAAAAACAAGGUUUCAAAAUAUACCACUCUUUAUACAUAUCUAUGAUGUAGAUAACAACUACAUUCAAUCUUACAAGUAUUUACUUUCUAUUUACUUUGAUUAUAAUUACCUUAAAAUUGUGCCGCCUAUUCUUAAUUACGAUUCUGUUGAGGUGAAAAAAGAAGAAACCAGAUUUUUUAAAAUAAUUAAUGAUGGAUAUUUUGAUUUUAAGUAUACCAUUAAAUUAUUAAAAGGUAAAAUAAAAAAUAAAGAUACUCAUAAAAUAAUUAAAUACAGUAAUAUUAUGGAAAAUAAAGAGGGAAACAAAGAAAAUGAAAUGGUAAAUCCUUUUGUUAUUUCGCCUAUGAAAGGCUUAAUAAAAUCAAAGGCAGAACAAACAAUCACUGUUCUCUUUAAUUCUUCUGAAGAAAAUUAUUACAAAUAUAUAUAUAUUAUAGAGAUAGAUAAUCUUAUGUCAGAUAUCAGCAUAAAUAGUAAGAAAAAAAAUGUAAGAGGAAAAAAAGAAAUGAUUGAUAAUAAGUACAACGAAGUAGUUAAAAUAUUUGCGUAUUCUGUUAAACCACGAAUUUGUUGUGAUGUAAAAAAUAUAUUUGAAGAAGUAUUCAUAUUAAAAAAAACAGAUAUGUAUUGCAACUUUUUAAAUUAUUUUUUAAGUAAAAACAGUUACUACAAUGUAGAUGAUAAUACGUUAUAUUAUAAAUAUGCUUAUGUUAAUGAAUACAUUAAUGAAAGAAUAAAAAUUUCAAAUACGUCCGAUGUAAACGCAAAUGUGAAGGUAGAAAUAAGAGAAAUAGACUUUUUAAAUUAUGAUAAUAAGAAAGGAAAGGAAAGUAAAAGGGAUAAAGAAAUGGAAAAAGAAAAUCAAAAAAGAAGAGCCAUUUCUUCUACUCAGGAUAAAUCAACUUUUAAAUUUCAUAUGAGAACUGAAAAUUACAAUGAAGUUAAAUCCAAAUGGAAUUUUAAAGAAGACAGUAUGGGCACUAAUAAUAGUUGUAGCAGUAAUACUGUUACCAUGAUUGUAAAACGCUACCAACACAAUUAUGUAGACAUAUGUUUUUAUUCUCAUCAAAUAGUAAGUAAAAAAUUUCUCUUAAACGUCUAUCUUGUAAAACCACAGAAUACUUUAUGCUUCUCUUUCUACAUAAGUGUAGAAUUUUUUUUACCCUCUAUUAAUUUGAUUAUACCACACUGUUUAUUAACACAACAUCGAGAAGAUAAAAUUUUUGAUCUAGGGAAUAUCCAUUUAAACAGUAUAAUAUCAUUUAAAAUAAAAUUUAAAAACUGUUUUAAGUACCCAGUUUUUGUUAAUGUUUUCUUUGAAAAGCUCAAUGCUAUUUUCGAACUCAACGAUAGUUAUGAUGAACAAGCAAAUAAACAACUAAAUAAUAGGGAGUUAAAAAUAUGCAAAGAUUCAAAUGGAGAAAUAGGUAGACAUGUGGAGGUAAAGGAUAAAAACAAGAAGAAAAACAGUGUCUAUAUUACUACUCCUAACGACAGAGACGAGAAUCCUAAAAUAAGUACAAAACUCAAUUAUGUGUAUGGUGAAAAUUUAAGGAGUAAUAAAAAUAUGAUUAGUCAAAAUGAAGAAAAUGAAAGCAAUAGAAUUAACACGAUUCUACAUGAGCAAACUAGAGAGAAUUAUGUGGAAAAGCAUGAUAGUAUUAACAUCAAUCGUACUGCUAAUUAUGGAACCUGCGUACUAGAAAAAAAAGACAUUUACCUUGUUUCAAAUAAUAAUUCUGUUUUUAAUAAUGGCACAGACAAAAUUCUGUUAAGAAAAAGUAAUAGUAUUACUUAUUUUGAUUACAAAAAUAUUAAAGAUGUAAUAUAUAGGUCUAAGGGGGGGAAAAAAAAGCAUAUGUUUAAUUUGGGCUAUUUAUAUUAUAUUGGAAAUAGAAACUACAUUUUAAAAGAAGGUGAUGUGGCAAAUUUUAAAGUAAAAAUAGACAAAAAAAAAUUACAGAAUGAAAUAAGGAGUAGGUACACUCUAAAUGACAGUUCUAUGGAAAAAAUUACUGAAGAGAUGAGCAAAGGAAAUAUUGCUGAUGAAUUAGACGAAUCAUAUUUUGAAGAAAUAAACAACAUCAAAGGGGAGAAGAAAAAAAACAAAAAUAUUAAAAAAAAAGACAGGAGCAACAAAAAGAAUGAGGGUAAUUUUCAUGAAUAUUUAAAAAAAAAUUCCGGAUCUGCUCUUCUUCAGUAUAGUGGUGCAAAAGAUGUGUUAGGGUGUAUAUGUGUGAAAAUUUUGAAUAAUAAUUACGAAUUUUAUAAUUUAAAAUUUUUAGGAAAUAUAAUAGAAUCAAAGAAUUAUUGGAACUUUGAAAUUUUGAAAAACGAUAUAAAAAUUGCAUAUAGAAAUAAGGACGCAAGUAUUUUUAAAAAUCACAUAAAUUUUGAUUUAGUACCAAUAAAUUAUAAUCAUUUAUUUAAGGUUUACUAUACGAAUGAAAACAACUAUCCUUUAUAUUUUAAUAUAGAAUUAGAUAAAAAAAUAAAAAAUAUCAUUGAUAUUAAGCCUUUAAAUGGUUCAAUUUCGCCUAAUAGUUCUUCUUUGUUCUAUCUUCAAAUUGAUGUAAAGGAACCUAUCAAUUUAAUGAAAAAACAAAUACCUUGUAAAUUUUCUUUAUAUCCUUUUAAUAAAAAAAUUACAAAAAUAAAAAGUGAGGAUGGUGUGUUUGACGAUUCUAUAUAUGUAAGUUUAUCAUCGGAAGAAAUAAAAGUUGCUUAUACCAAAAAAAAAAUUAUUUUUAAAAAUAUCCCUUUCUUUAACUAUUCCCAAAACGAUGUAUUGUUAGAAAAUCUGUCAAAUGUAAAAUUAUUUGCUGAAUUGUGUAUUGUACCUGUAGGUGACUCAGAUGAUAUAACAUCUGUUUAUUCAUUUUAUCCUUUUAAGGAAAAAAAUAUAAUUUCAUUGUUGAAAAAGUUCGAUGAGAAUUCCUUAUUAAAAGAAACUACAAUGAGUGAACAAAAUCACAUUGAUUGUUUGCCGCCUGUUAAUAAAAAAGUGGAAAAGGUAAAAAAUGAAUUAGAUGUAAAUGAUAUAGUGAAGCAAAAUAAUAAAAAUAAUGAAUUAACAGAUAAUCCUCAUAAUAAAGGCGAGGAGGAAAAAUUGAACGAAGGUAAAUCAAUUGACGAAUUCUACUUGACUAAGUACGAUUUGAACCUGUCUGGCUGCAGUGAAAAUUACGAUAGAGAUAAUGAUCAUAAUAACAAACUAGACAGUGGUUAUAACGAGACAAGAAAAAUGAACGAGAUCAUCCAUAGAGGAAAAAAUGAUCAGUGCAAAGCUAUUAAAAAAUAUUUUACUAUUAAUGGAAGGUGCAAGAAACAUAUAAAUGUAUAUUGCUUUCACCAUUUGUAUAAGAAAAGAUUUGACGCUGUACUACAUAUAAAAAUAAAAUUUUAUGAUGAAAUAAUUAUACCAAUUAAAAUGAUAUUUGAAAAUUUUGAACAGAAUGAUACAUUCAUACUUACAGAUUUCAAAUAUAAUGGACUACUAGUUGACAAAAUGGACGAGAAGAAAAAUAUUCAGAAAAAGAAAAACAUUCUAGUGGUAAGUAGGAGUUCGUUGAAUAAAAUAAAUCAUAAAAUACAUAUAUUGAACAUUUCUGAUAAGAGUGUUGAGUAUUUUUUUGAGAAGGCUGAUGAAAUAAAUAUAGGGAGUAACGAAAACAGAAAAAUUUUGUUAAACUGCAAUAAUUAUGUCUUUGAAAACAAUAGCAGUAAUAAUAGCAAUAAUACCCUUGAAUGUGUUAAUCCCAAGGGAUGUAUCCAAGAGAAUAGUGUUUCUAUAAUUAAAUUCUUAUUUAACACUUUUAAUUCUAUUAAUUUUAGUGGUAAUUAUAAUUUGUAUGUUAAUAAUAAAAAACAGGAACAUAUCGAAUUUGACAUGAUAGUGAUUGAACCGCUAAUCUUUUUUAAUACUUCCUCUAUACAUAUAAACAAUUUAGUAGUUGGAAAAAGUUAUUGUUUCGUUUUUUAUCUAAUUAAUUUUGAUUUAAUGGAUGUACAUUUUGAAUUUGAUAAGAAUUCCUAUAAUUCUUUUAAUAACAAAAAGGAAAUAAUCAAAAUAGUUCCAUUUAAAGGAACUGUAAAAUCGUGCUAUAGAAAGAACAAAUAUAUGUGUAGACACCUAAAUAAAUCAAAUAAGGAGAAUCAGAAUGAGAUCAAGAAUGAGAAUAAAAAAAAUACAAAAGGUAAUAACAAAAAUGUAGUAAAUUUAACGGGUAUAUCUUCUCCUGUAGAUUCAGAUUGCACAUCAGACAUAUCAUGCGAAAACAAUUUUAGCGAAUAUAAUAUUUCACCUUAUGAUGUCAGGAAUAAUAUAAUAGCAAAAAAGGACAAAGAAAAAAAAAGGAAAAUAAAUAUCAGUUAUUAUUAUAAUUCAAAUAACGACAGAAGUAAUAAUAAUAAUAAUACUAAUGAUGUUGUUAGGGAAAUUAUUUCUUCUGUCUUAUCUUCUCCAUCUUAUUCCUCUGCCUCCUCUGUUUGUUCCAUGAAUUCUUCUUCGAAAACUGGGGAAUCUUCUUCCAGUUUCAGUUCUAAUAAGAAAAAAAUUGAAACAAAGAAUCAAAAAGAAAGUAGCAUAUUGUGUAAUACACGUAACAAAAGAGAAAAAGCAGAUAAGAAUAUUCUAGAAAAAUGGGAAUACUUAGAUACUUCAUGUGAGUCUGAUAGCGAGUCAUCUGAGCCUAAAUUAGGGGAUAAUGAUGAAAAUGAUGAGAAUAAUUUUAGGAAUAAGUUCUUUCUUCUUAAUUAUUAUUUUAAAAAUAUUUGGAAAACAAGUAAUUAUGAUUUUGAAAAGGAAAUUAAAAAAAUUUUAGGAAAGGGAAAGAGCAAAAAAAUUAAACUAUAUUUCAAACCUUAUCUUGAGCAGUUUUAUAAUUUUAGUUUAUUCUGUAAAAUAAGCGAAAAAGAAGAACCUUUAAAAAUGAAUUUUAAAGCGCAAGUUCGUAAAAUUAAUAUAAACUGUUACAUAGAAUCUUUUGACAAUGAAAAAAUAAGACUUGAUUUAGAGAACUCUACAAAUAAUAUUAAAAAAAAGAACAACGACAUGAUAAAUAUUUAUAGUGUAGUAGAUUUUAAAGAAACAUUAAUUGGAAAAAAAAAAACUUCCAAUAUUGUAAUAGAAAAUUUAUGUGAUUAUGAUCUAUUAUAUAAAUAUUUUUUACAAAAAAAAGAUGAGGAAAUAUCUAUACAAUGUAGUGGUAGUUCUAUUUCAAAAAACGCCCCUUUUCAUAUAUCUAUUGUGUAUGCACCUAUAAAUAAUCAAAAAUAUGAAAAUUAUUUAACACUCAAUAUAGCCGAUUAUUAUUUAAUUAAUUUUAAAAUUACCUCAGUUGCGACCAACUUUUUAAUUCAUUUUUCCUUUUAUAAUUAUGAUUUUGGUAAUGUUAUAUUAUUCCCAAUUUUAGACAAAAAACUUAAAAUAAGAGAAAUGGAAACAGAGCAGCUUUAUGAAGAAAGUUUUUCUUCUGCUGAUAGCUCUCUCUCGUCCUUGAUAUCUACUUAUAAAAUUAAUGAGAAAAGAAGGAAAAUGCAAAGUUAUACGGAGAAGGUCAAGAGUGAUGACACUGCACAGGGAGUUAAGGGAAAAAACGCGGAGGGUAAACUUAAAAGAGGAGAUAAAAAGAGCAAAAGAAAGGAAAAGAAAAUGAAGGAGAAAGGUAGGAAGAAGGAUAACAACGAUGAGGAAGAGGGUGCAGAUAAAGAAAAAGAAAAGUGUAUAGAGAGAGACAAAGAAAAGGGGACAGCCAGAGAGAAGGAAAAUGGUGUAGACAAAGAAAACGAAAAGGGAGUAGACAGAGAGAAGGCAAAGAGUAUAGAUAAUGAGAAGGAAAAGGAUGGAGAUAAAGAGAAAGAAAUGAAUAUUGAUAAUGAGAAGAGGAAGGAAAAAGCGAAGAACAGGGGAAAAGAUAAAUCUUCCCAUAACGGUAAAAAGAAAGGAAGUGAAAGACAGGAAGAUGCAGAGAAAGUUCCAAGUAAAAUGGAAAAUGAUAAGGAACAGGAAAAGGAUAAAAACGUAAUUGAUGAUAAUGAAAUAAAAGGGAAUAAAAAACGAGCUAAAGAUAAAUUGGUUAAAAAUACGAAGGAAAAAAUUAAAAACGUAAAUUUUAAAAAGGAAAAAGAAACGGAAAAGGAAAAGGAUGACAAUGAUAUAGAUAUGCUAUCAGAAGAAGAAAAUUUGAAUUAUGUUGAAACGAAGCUUGACAUUUGUAAUAAUAAUGAUGAAGACUGCUAUAUUGAGUAUGAACUUAAUGAACGUUGUUUAAAAAUUACAAACCCAAGUAAAAGGAUAUAUUUAAAAAAGAAAAGUAGAAUAAGCCUUUUUAUUUUAUUCCUUCCAGAUGAAGAAAAGAAUUAUGGCUACAAGAUACCAUUUAUAAUUAAUAAUGAUAUGACAAAAAUUGUUUACAUCAAUAUUACAGGAUCUGCUAGUAAUUUCAAGUUGCCAUGUUCGUGUAAUAAUUCGAAUGAAAUUAAUUUUAAAGAUGUUCAUGUAGAUAAGGAAAGUAUUAACAAAUUUACUUUUCAUAACAAAAAUUCGGAAGAUAUAUCUUUUAAUGUAUUAAAUUACAAAUAUUUAGAAAAAUAUUAUUUGUCCUUUGUGAAAUUUGAUAAUAGUAUCUUACAUACUUUAAAAAAGAAAGAAAAAAAGACAUUAGAAAUAAAAUUUGUUCCUGAAAAAUAUGUAAAUGUAAAAAUACCUCUAUAUUUAAAUAUAAGUUACAAAGGGAAAAAUAUAGCCUAUUAUUUAACCUGCAUUAAAUUGAACAGUGUAUGUUAUAAAGUUAUUCUAAAGGAAAAUUUACUAACGUUUAAUAAAAUAGAUACACAGGAAGAUGUUUCAAAGGGGGAAAAUAAAAAUUAUAUUAAUGAUAUUAAUAAUAUUAACGAAAUUAAUGAAAUGAAUGAAAUUAAUGAAGUAAAAGAAAAAUUAUUUAAAUAUUGCAAUAAUAAAGAUUCAAUAAAAAGCAAAAAAAUUCAAUUACAUAAUAGGGGAGAUAUGAAUGCCCAUUUUCAAAUAAAUUACCCGAAAAAAUAUGAAAGUUUUCUAUUUUUUCAUCCUAAAAAAGGAAUUAUUUUUUCCUUCAACUUAACAAGUAUAUAUAUUUUUGUAGACACUAAUUUUAUUAGUAAAGAUAUAUAUAUUAAUGAAGCAUCUAUUGAAUUAUUUCCUAAAUUUAGCAAGAUUAAUAGUAAAAUUUUUUUUAAUAUCUUUAUUAGUUCAUGUAAUAACAUAUUAAAGCACAAAUGUACUUUUAAGAGUAAUAUAAAAACAACCACUGAUAUGAAAACUACAGAAGAGCAGACAAACAAUUCUGAAAUAUACCAAAUAAGGAAAGAUGAUAAAAAAGUGAUUAAAGAAUGUGGGGAAAAAAACGAAAACAGUCAAUGCAAGGUAGAAGGUGAAAAUAUUGAAUAUAAGGAAAAAAACGUUAAUAUAUUCUCCUUAAGAAAUGAAACUAUUAUUACCUUUGUGACAGAUAUUAGAAAACCAAUAAGCAACCAAAUCGAAAUAUUUAAUGAAACAGAAUCAAAUUUUAAAAUGAAAUAUAAAUUCUUUUAUAAUGAGAAUAACUUCUUCUCUAUUGUGAAGCACGAAGAUAUAAUCAAACCAAACGAUAAUGGGACAUUUGAAAUAGUAUAUAAUCCUUUAUAUGUUCAAAAAAGGAAAAACAAUACUAAUAAUUAUCACAGUACUUUGUGUGGAAAAUAUUUAAAAUAUUGUCCCAAAAUUCAUCACAUAUCAAAGUUGGUUAUUUAUUAUCCUAAUGAUAUUGUAAAGAAUUACAUUUUAUUAGGUUAUUCAAAAAAUGAUACUUAUGAAAAAAAAAUUAUUUAUAAUUUUAAAUCUAAAUCUUUAAACGAUGCUUCCUUAAGAGUACAAAAUUGGAUAGAUGAGAACCAAGAGUUGCUCAUUACGCACUAUGGGUGCGAUAACGACUUGAAUGCUACAAAUAAUGACCUCUUCUUUUUUUAUAUAAAUAAUAAAUUUAAUUUAAGUAAUAAGGAAGAAAAGAACUUAGCAUUUAAAUCACUAUCAUUAAGAGAAGGUACCUUUCAUGUAAUGUUAACUUUUUCAAAUGAAAAACAUGAAGAUGUAUAUAAAAUUUUAUUACAAUUUGAAAUAACAAAAUGUGAAUUCUUGUCUAUAAAAAAUAUUAAGGGAAAUAAAAAAGAAAUAUUGAAGGAGCAAAUUUGCAUUUAUAACCCUCUGGAUGAAAAUAUAAAAAUGGAUGCACUAUCUGAUUAUAACUACGUAUUUUUUGAUAAAUCUGUAGUACUUGAAAAAAAGAAAAAGAAAAAUAUUAACAUAUAUUUCUGUAUAAUUAAAAAUGAAAUUGAUAGAAAUGUCACAAUUUCAUUUACUAACAAAAUAAUGGGUACAUAUAACUUUAAAUUUAUUCUCAAUAUAUAUAUGAAUGAUUUUGAGGAGAAUUUCUAUUUCAACACUGACUUAGGGUCUAUUCAUAUAAAUGAUAUAUCAUUUAAGAAUAUUUGUAAUCAGAAAAUAAAUUAUGAUGUCGUUAUAGAGGAUUAUGAUGAAAAUAAUAAAAACUCAAAACAUAUAUUCCAGUGUAUUGACAAAACAAUAAGUGUUAAAUCUAUUGAUACUAAUUAUUUUUUAAAAAAUGAAACACUUAAUAAUUUAGUAGACAAAAUUAAUUUAACUAUCAAAUAUAACCCACCCGAUAUUAGAACUAACAAGGCUAUUUUAAAGCUCGUAUCCAAAGAGGGAAUUGUUUAUAAGGGUUUAAUAAUUGGAAAAAGUGUAGCCCCAAAACCUAAAGGCCCCAUAUUCUGUUCAUCGCAAAAAACAACUCUCAUCUCUUUCACAAAUCCGUUUUUCCAGUUGAAGCAGUUUUUCUUCAAAGUGGAUGAACACUUCUCCGUUCCUUUUGAAAAUAUAAAAGUAGAAGCGCGGCAAACACUUCAAAUACCAGUGAAGUGCAAAGUAACAAGUGCCACAUCAGGGAAACUUCUAAUUAAAUCAGAAGAUGAUAUUGUGUGGAUGUACUAUUUAACAGGACAGUGA